Messenger RNA from Gadus morhua (Atlantic cod), 1595 nucleotides. It is a transcript of the gene p2rx4b, whose product is annotated as purinergic receptor P2X, ligand-gated ion channel, 4b. NCBI's taxonomy places the organism in Eukaryota, Metazoa, Chordata, Actinopteri, Gadiformes, Gadidae. Gene Ontology annotation, cellular component: plasma membrane. The record is from RefSeq and is a predicted model, not a curated record. Gene Ontology annotation, molecular function: purinergic nucleotide receptor activity; extracellularly ATP-gated monoatomic cation channel activity; ATP binding. The transcript is spliced from 12 exons. Gene Ontology annotation, biological process: calcium ion transmembrane transport; response to ATP. Bases 123 to 1337 code for a protein of 404 amino acids.
UAGUUCUUCAUGCAAAAAAAAUAAUAUUUGAAUUGUAAUCGUCAGGGAUCAGAUGUGUUCCCUGAGCAAUGUGACGAGCUGUGCUACUGAGCUCUUCCUACCGGAGAGUAAAACGGUUAGAGAUGGGCGCAGCGAAAAGUUCGUGCCAGGGCUUCCUGCACUAUGCGUUUGACUACGAGACCCCAAAAACGCUGGUGGUCCCCAGCAUCGCUGCAGGGGUGGUGUUCAGAUUCACCCAGCUCCUGAUCCUGCUUUAUCUGGUUGGGUACGUGUGCAUCGUUCAGAAGGCCUACCAGGAUACGGACUCCGUGGUCAGCACCGUCACCACCAAAGUGAAAGGCUACGCCGUCAUCAAGGGGUCUGCCAACACCUCCAGUCCUCAGUUCAGGGAUGUAGCUGAUUAUGUCAUUCCCCCACAGGGUGAUAAGUCAUUCUUUGUGGUGACUAAUAUGAUCGUCACAACCAACCAAAAAGUGUCACACUGCCCUGAGAUUCCAAAGCCGUCCACCCUCUGUAAUCAGGACAGCCAAUGCACCACAGGACUGGAGGAUCUCCGAGGGAACGGUGUCCGGACAGGACGAUGUGUGAACUACUCGGACACCGUCCAGACCUGCCAGGUCUUGUCCUGGUGCCCUCUUGAGGAGGACACAGGACCAAAUAAGGAGGCCUUGAUAGACGCAGCGGAGAACUUCACGCUGCUGAUCAAGAACAGCGUGACCUACCCAAAGUUCAACUUUCACCGGAGGAACAUCAUGCCACACAUCAACUCAUCCUACCUGAAGACUUGUGUGUUCAACAGCAGCACGGAUCCCCACUGUCCCAUCUUCCGCCUCAAACAGAUCGUUUCAGACGCUGGGGAGGAAUUUCAAGUCAUGGCAGUGGAAGGGGGCGUGCUUGGCAUUCUGAUUGAUUGGACCUGUGACCUUGACUUGUGGGCCAGCCAGUGUCUUCCUAAAUACAGCUUCAGACGGUUGGAUGACAACAACAAGAGCCAUGUGCUAGCGCCAGGAUACAACUUCAGGUUUGCAAAAUACUACAAAAGCCCAGAAGGCACGGAGUCCAGGACCUUGAUCAAGGCCUACGGAAUCCGCUUUGAAGUCAUCGUUUUCGGAACAGCAGGUAAAUUCAGCAUGCUACCAACAUUAGUGAAUCUGGGAUCCACUCUGACCUUCCUGAGUUUGGUGCCGACGGUUUCUGACUGGUUUCUACUGACAUUCACGAAGAAAAGAGGUGUUUACAGCAAACAUAAAACCACACACCUGAGAGAUGAGGACGAGGAGGAUGAAGAUGAGAACAAACAAUCAAUGUCCAUGGGCACCAGCUAUGGAACUCAAUAGGAUUGACAGCAAAUGAGAAGCAUAUGCAAACUUUCGCCAUCCAAUAAUGCAUGAUUUAAUUGAAUAUGACUUUUGAUCAUCCUCUUCCAAUUAAACAUAUGGUAUCUGUAAUCUGUAAUUCUGCAAGAAAAACCAUAACGUAACUGUGUUACGUUAUCUAGGUUGUAACUUAACACACACGCAUACCGGUGUGUGUGUGUGUGUGUGUGUGUGUGUGUGUGUGUGUGUGUGUGUGUGUGUGUGUGUGUGUGUGUGUGU